UUCGUCGAAGGAUGUUUGUUCGGUGCGUUUUUAUUCUUUUGCAUACCCGCAUUCGUACAGGGAAUCCUCCUGCCUCCGGCUGACUGAAAUCAAGCUCAGUCGCAUUCUUGCAGUCCCAUAGUGCAGUGGCGCAUUCUUGCAACCGAGAGUUUCGUCUCGUAUCAUGUUUUAAGUGCGUUAAAGUUUGUGAGACAUACUUCCGCGAAUUUCGAACUAUUUUGAACGAACACAAAAAAAAUCACCAUAAUGAAGAUCAAACGCACCGCUUUUCCGAAGAGGAUUAACAAAACUCUUAAGCAUGUGGCCAAGUUGAACCUGUUGACUGUGUUGAACGAAAAUGUGGCUAAACCGAUCCAGAGGUUUAUCCGCGACGAGAUUGCCGAUUUACAGCGGAACAAGAUCAAGGCGGAGUACCACUUUUGCCCCAACUACACCCUGGCCAAGGAGGCUAAAACCAAAGGAAAGAGUAAGAAACUGAAGACCGUGAAACGUAUAGUAUUUUCGUCCAAGGAAUACAGCCCGGACAAGCCAACGCUGCGAGAUCAGCUGAAAGAGUUCACGAUGAAGCACAAUCCCUCGAAUGAGCUGGUGAGUGAUUUGCUAACCAUUAUGAAAGACAGCGGUGUCAAAGUGUCGCCGAAAACGGAUGCAAUGUGUCACAAUCGGUCCGAAUUUGAAAUCUUAUCGAUGACCACCGGACGCUACAUCAAUUUUGGCGUGAAACGAUCGAUCAUCAGCUUUAUCCGGAAGUUAUCCGACCAAACGAAUUAUGCAUGCACGAAGACGCUUUUCAUGGAUCUUGCGUUUUAUGUGGUGAAGUCUGAGAAAGUCAAAGGUGUCCAGUUGCCACAGUACAUGAUCAUCUUGGGGAAGCUUUCGCUUCAAUUGGACGAACCUUUUGUGAUUGGAAUUUAUCAGGGUAUCUUCCCGACGCCCACCAUUGCCAACGAGAUUCUGCGGCCGCUGGUUGACGAGCUGAAGGCCCUUCAACACAUCGAACUCCAGCUGGACGAACGAUCGUUUGGCGUUAGGGUUAGAAACGUUUUGUGUGACCCAAUCGCUAACAGUUUGGUUACGUGCACUUCCCUGCCCAACUCCCAGUUCGGAUGCAGCAAAUGCAACCAGAUGGGUCAGUUGCAGUUCAACGAAGGGAUCACAAGUUUCCCCCCAACGGCAAAUCUGGCUUCCAUGCGGACGGAUGAAGAUUUUAUUUACUGUCUCCAGAAUGGUCAUCAUGUUGGAGCCCCAAUCCUUCUGGAAUUGAAUUUGGAGCUGAAAUCCAAGUUUGUUAUCGAUUAUAAGUAUGUCGUAUGCGAGGGGGUCAUGAAGCGGAUGAUGAAUCUCUGGCUGGCGGGCAAAUUGGACUAUCGAUUGAACAAGGAAUCUAUUCGGCGGAUUUCGGGCGAGCUGCGGGACUUGGCAAAGUGUUGUCCCCGGGAAUUCAAACAAAAACCAAAGGGUCUUGACGAACUCGAACAGUGGGACGCAUAUGACUGGCGGCAGUUUCUGUUGUACUACUCGCCGAUCGUCCUGAAGAAUUAUCUACCUCAAAAGUACUACAUCCAUUUCCUGUACCUCCAUCUGGCGAUCCGCAUGCUGGUGAGCUCGGAACCGUUUGUCGAGUGCAGCACGUAUGUUUCCGGUCAGCUUCUGAACACAUUCGUAGCCGAUUACUCGAUCCUUUACGGAUCACACCUCAUCGACUAUAACGUACACAAUCUGCUACACUUCGAGGAGAUCAACAUGAAGGCCGGGCCAAUGUGUCAUACAAACGGGUAUUUGUACGAUCGCCAGAUGGACACGAUAAUGAAGGCAAUCCAAUCCAGUUCGAAGAUCAGCCUGGAUGAGAUCGGUGCCCUGGUGCGGGACAAUACCAAUGUGAUCGUGGAAAACAAACUCAACGAAUGUCGACAGCGCUAUCCCCAGGUGGAACAAUCGAACGAAGGACCGGUUCUGUUGUUGAACAGCAACACCACACUGACCACCCGUGAACCCGACAACUAUGUGAUCACCGAGGCCGGUGUGAUGAUGAUCGAAGGAAUCUACCCGGAAGAUUCGGAACUGCCGGAGAUUGUACUCGUGGGGAGGCAGUAUAUGGACGUGACGGUACUCUAUCAGACGCCAGUGACGGUGCAGAAGCUCCUGCUGGUGUCGAAACUGUCCCCAGUGUUUGCGUUCAAGGUCAGCGAGGUGCAAGUGAAAGCGAUCAAGGCGGACACCCCGCGGGGGACUUGCGUGCUACCUUUGAUUGAUUAGCACACAUGAGACUGUUUAGAAUAGGACUUCGAAACCGAAUGUGAUAUCUGUAUUGAAUAGCUGUAUAUAUAUUUAAGAUGAAAUGUACAUAGACGCUAGGAAUUAAAAGAAAACAUUGUUGUUCAGAAA
This is a messenger RNA of Toxorhynchites rutilus septentrionalis, 2385 nucleotides long. RefSeq lists its product as uncharacterized. The record is from RefSeq and is a predicted model, not a curated record. Bases 247 to 2256 code for a protein of 669 amino acids. Lineage: Eukaryota; Metazoa; Arthropoda; Insecta; Diptera; Culicidae. The transcript has a single exon.